UUUAAUUUACGUAGCUACAAACUACCUAGGUCUAUUUAGCAUUUAGUACCUAUUUAGAAGUUUUUUGUUGAUAAAUAUUAUAAAUAACAAUAUACUUGUUACUUAAUAAUAGUAUAAUGAGCAUAAUGACAUUUUUCCGUUUUUGUUUCAUAUAGGGUUUUGUAUAAAUUUUUGGUUUGGUUAGAAAAAUAUAAUCAAAGAAAAAUUUCAUUCAGUCAAAAUGUCGACGGCGCGAACCGUUCGGUUAAGUCGUGAAAUAAAAAACAUGAAAGAGAAACCUGUAUGGGGAAUAACUUGCCAUCCCGUGAAGGAGGACGUUUACGACGUGCUCCAGGUGAGGAUGGCAGGUCCGCGCGGAUCUCCUUACGAGAAAGGCUCCUUUGAACUUAUCAUAAACAUACCCGACAAAUACCCAUUUGAACCUCCACAAGUUAAGUUUGUCACCCCUGUGUAUCAUCCAAAUAUUGAUAAAGGCGGUCGCAUUUGCAUGAAUAUGUUGAAAAUGCCAACGAGAGAGCAGGAAGGAUGGCUUCCGACCAUCACAAUAGAAACCCUGCUCAUAUCAAUUCAGACACUCCUUGCAAACCCUAACCCCGAUGACCCUUUGAUGAUGGAAAUAGCACUGGAGUAUAAAUCUGACAUUGAUAAAUUUAAGGAGAAUGCCAGAAAACACACAGAACAAUAUGCUGUAUAGAUUUUAAGACUAUUAGUGAUGUAAGUUUUAAUAUGUGAAAAUUUAACAUUAAAUGUCAGUAGUGGCAUAAAAAGAUUGUUAUAAACAAAACAAAUUUAUUUAUAAUGAGUAUGUAAGUCUGGUGACCAUGAUAGUUCCAUCCACAUUAAUGCUUAAACGGCUUGGAUGCUAAUCGAGUAUAUGUCGUGUAUCUUUUGAGAUACUGUAGUGUAUAACACUAUGAAGACUCAGACAUCAGUUGAGCGAGGUAUAUGUAUUCUUCAACUUAGGAGAUUUGGUUCUGUUCCACUAUUACAGGGUCUUUGUUGUCAUUGGUCAUGAUAUUUGUUUUUUUCCGGGUUUAGUUUCAAUCCGGCCUUUGCACUCUCUGAUGCUAGAUCAUUUAGCAUCUGUUAGAGCAGCUGUUGCAUCAGCGUGCGGCCAUUAAUAGUUAUGAACAUGACUAUCCAUUCCAGAUUCCUGAAGAUCAUUUCUAGUAUGGCCAGAAAGAGUGUUGGUGAGAGGGGGUCACCCUGUCUCAUGCCUUUGUGUUGUGUUUGAAAUUUAUUUCCUUUUUCUAGAUGGAUCCAAGCCCAACUGUGUUUAUAAAUAUUUUUUAUAAUUCUUAUAUAUUUCUGCUCUAUACCCAGUUCCUUUAAGGCUUCCCAGAUUUUCGAGUGUAUCAAUGAAUUGAAAGCUGUACUGUAAUCAAUAAAAGCUAUGUAGCGUACAAGCUGGUACUCCCUGUAUUUUUCUAUGAUGUGUGUAUCACUUACAGUGUGGAUGUGGUCUAGUACUGAGAAAUCUUUGCGGACUCCUGCCUGUUCUAUGGGUUGUUGCUCAUCUAAUUUCCUUCACAUUCUUUCCAAAAUAAUCUUUGCAAUAAUCUUAUAAAGACAUUAGACUGAUGGGUCUAUAGUUUCCAAUAUCGGAGUGACUCCCUUUCUCGAAUAUAAGGGUUAUGAUGUAUUCAGUCCACUGUUUUGGGAUGAUUUCCGUGUGGAUCUUAUAGUUGAACAUUUCUGUAAGUAUUGGCGCUACUGCUACUUUGGUUUGCUUUAGUAUCUCAUUGCUUAUGCCGUCUGUUCCUGGAGCUUUAUUGUGUUUCUGUGUGUCUCUGGAAAGUCUAUUUCUGUUUUAUUUGUGUAGGUUGGUGUAGUAGUUGGUAGUGAUCUUGAGUAUUUCUUGUCUACUAAUUUCCUUCGCACCACUUCUCUCUUCCAUCUUAACAAUCCAAUCUUUCUUGUUAGUUAAUUCUUUGUUCCUCCUGUCUGUCUUAUAUGUCUCUCUAUUGUCUCCUGUCUUUCCUUGUGUUUUCUUUUUUUUCUUUGCUGAUUUAGUUGUUUAGGUUCUCUUCCCUUUUGCUGUUCUUUAGUAAUGGUUGUAAUUUUUUUUUCCAACCAGUUGUAUUUCUCCUGUGUGUCAGGGUCUUUGUUUCAUUUUUGUAGUCUUUAAGUUUCAAGUUUGGCGAGUUAGCUAUUUCUCCUAUCAGAUGUUUGUUAAGUCUGGGGUUCUUGGAUUGGGAUGAGGUUAAUUCAGCUGACAAUGUGGUGGUUGGUGUUAAAAUUUAUGUCAUUGAUGACAUUUAUGCUUGGAAAGAAUUUGUUUGUUGGUCAGUAUAAAGUGAAUUUGGUUUUCAGAUUUUCCAUCGAGUGACAACCAGCUCCACAAUCUGUUUUACUUUUUCUUGAAGUCAAGUUAUUUUCCAUUGCAAAGUCCAUGAGCAUUUUUCCAUUCCUGCUUCUAGGUUUUGAGCUGUAUGUGGCCCUGUAAUUGCAUCCUCGCCCCGUUGGCAUACACCAAUUUGAAUUUUACUAUGUCCAAUAUUGGAACUGUAUUAUGUAUAUCUGUAUGUUGUGAUUUAGUCACUAUUUGUUGAGAAAUGUGUUCCACUGUUUUACCUAAAGAUAUAUAUACAUAUAUAAAAAUAUUGUAAUGCUUCUAAUUCAAUAUCAAAUAUAUUUGGUUUUUUAUAAGAGAUUCUUAAUUAUUAAUAUUGGGCGCUGUGACAGGACACCAGAAACUUAAAUGUAUUUACAUUUUGUGUACGAGUCUAGUUCAAUGAGUUUUCCCCUUAUAAUACAGUUAUUAUGUAUAUCUCAACUCUUAUUUUAACUAAUAUGUGUAAAUAUUUUAUAACUGCCAUGUAUGUUGAACGGCUUGCAUAUAAUGCACUUGUAUAAUAAAUUUUAAUUAUAUGACUGUAUUUCUUCAUAAAUUGUAUAUAAAAAUAAUACUUUGUAGUUAUAUGUGAUAGUUAAUAUUUUUUAAGUGUACAUAGUUCACGCCAAGUAACCCGAGAAACCUACAAAACUAAUAAAACAAUAAUGGAUGUAUUUUAUUUUACUUUUAUAAAUAUAUUAAAUAAAUUUUACCCAAA
Molecule: messenger RNA, 3053 nt
Organism: Danaus plexippus (monarch butterfly)
Lineage: Eukaryota; Metazoa; Arthropoda; Insecta; Lepidoptera; Nymphalidae
Product: ubiquitin-conjugating enzyme E2 T-like
Exons: 2
Coding region: 221-694 (157 amino acids)
Source: RefSeq, a predicted model, not a curated record